UAUUACGACAACAAUAUAUUUCCUACGAUUAAGGAACAAAAAGUUUUUGAAAAAAAUCUAUUCAAUCGAACUCAUAGAGCCAACGCAGAAAUCAUCAUGUUAGAUGGAAUCACCUGUUUAUACAGAAGCAAUGUGGAUUUGUUCUUUUACGUCAUGGGCAGUUCGCAUGAAAAUGAAUUACUAUUGAUGAGUGUCUUACAAUGCAUGUAUGAUUCUAUCAGUCAAAUUCUCAGGAAAAACGUUGAAAAACGAGUAGUACUGGAUAACUUAGAUGUCGUUAUGCUAGCAUUAGAUGAAAUUUGUGAUAAUGGGAUUAUAUUAGAAGCAGAUUCAGGAGCAGUUGUGCAGAGGGUCGCUUUAAGAACUGAUGAUAUACCGAUUGGAGAGCAAACAGUUGCUCAAGUUUUCCAAUCAGCAAAAGAACAGUUAAAAUGGUCAUUAUUAAAAUAGCAUUUAUUUUAUACUAAUGUAUCGAGUUUAAAUUUUAAUAUUUUAUAUUUUUGUUUUUCCAUU
Molecule: messenger RNA, 513 nt
Organism: Sipha flava (yellow sugarcane aphid)
Lineage: Eukaryota; Metazoa; Arthropoda; Insecta; Hemiptera; Aphididae
Gene: zetaCOP
Product: coatomer subunit zeta-1
Exons: 4
Biological process (GO): intra-Golgi vesicle-mediated transport; intracellular protein transport; retrograde vesicle-mediated transport, Golgi to endoplasmic reticulum
Cellular component (GO): COPI vesicle coat
Source: RefSeq, a predicted model, not a curated record